AUGAUUCCGAAGCUGAACAUAAAUAGCAUUCUUGAGAUGAGUGGAAAAUCUAGGGAACAAAAUGCUGCUGGGGGUAAUCGAAUGGAGGCUAUGCGAACGCCACAGGAAAUGCUUUCUUCUACGCCCCUGCGUGUCCGCAGUACUGUCAAGAGUGUGCCUCGAAUUCCCCAUGAUGGGUCGCCCACUCAUUCUUGGCGUUCUAGUGCCACUACCAAAUUCGAGGAAAGUGGUUUAGGUUUUGAUCUGCCUCGACGCGCGGAGGAGCUCAGUUAUGUUUUGGGUGGGAAUGUCCUGCAGAUUCAGGACGUUCAAACACUGCAGCUGAAGGCCGUUGAAAUGGCAGAGCGGCUGCUGCGUAUGGAGGAGUGGUAUAAAGAGCAAUUGCAUGAACGCAGUUCAUAUCUUGAGCACCGGUUGAUGCAGUUGACAGCCUCCACAGUUGGUGGCUGUAGCCAACCGGCCUCGCCACCAAUUGAUAGGUUGGUUGCGCCGGCAAUAAUAAGAAGCCGACAAGUUCCUAGCAGCACGACGACAGGGUUGAGCCGCCCUACACUGAAUGUGGGCGCAGCGGCUUCCAUUCGUCAAAAUGCCGUUCCGGCUGCGCCUAAUACGCCCAACACCGGCCUGGCAAAUUCGAGGACACCCGACAGUUCUCGCCACCUCAUCCAUCACCGUAACACCACACCAGUGCGUGAUCCUCCUUUUUCAAGCCAAAGUGCGGCGUUGCGCCACACACCCUUUAGCAGACGUCCAAAUAGAGAUGGAGGGUUGAACAGUGGAGGCCGUUCAAAGGGGUCAGGAAUAGAACGACGUAAGUUGCGUAGUGCAAGUUUGACCAUAAGCCGCGGGUCGAGAGGGAGUAGCGAUGCUGGAAUCGAGGAACUUGUUGAUGAUUCAUCCAGGCGGCGGAAAAAGCGACGUAGCCUGGCUUCACCCCUGUUGGUGGCAGUGCCAGUGACGAACAACACCCCUAAGCAUCAGCGUCCUUCAUCGGGGAGGCUGGGGCAUACGCCUUAG
Messenger RNA from Trypanosoma cruzi, 1017 nucleotides. RefSeq lists its product as uncharacterized. Lineage: Eukaryota; Euglenozoa; Kinetoplastea; Trypanosomatida; Trypanosomatidae. The coding region runs from base 1 to 1017 and encodes 338 amino acids. The record is from RefSeq and is a predicted model, not a curated record. The transcript has a single exon.